AUGAGUUCUGACGAUGAGGUAGUCAACUACUAUAAAUAUGACCCGAGCCAUGCACUCCCCGCGGUUUUCGCCGGAAUCGUGUUUCUGAGCUUGGUUGCUCACACUUGGCAAAACUUCCGAUAUCGCUUUUGGAAAAUCACCUUCUGGGCAUUUUGGGGCGGCUUACUCUUCACGAUAGGCUGGAUCCUCAGAUGCUUCAGCAGCUAUCACCCGGCAAAUAAGAACCUCUACAUCGCCCAAGCUAUCUUCAUCUAUCUGGCUCCACCCGUUUACUCCGCCGCUGCCUACAAUAUUGUUGGUCGACUGAUGAGCUACCUCCCAAUGCACGCCGUGUUCAACCCCAAUCGUGUCCUUCUCGUGUUCAUCUAUGCCGGUGCUGCUGUCGAAGGUAUCACCGUAGCAGGCGCAGCAAAGAACGCCGGUGCAGGAGACGACCUGGACAAAUAUAAAAGUGGCGGUGUCCUGAUUGCCGUUGGUCUUAUCUUACAGGCAGUCGUCGAAAGCCUGGUGAUCGCGAUUGUGGCGAUGGUUCAUACCAGGGCCGCCAAAGCAGGAAUAGUCCCUCGCAAUGUGACCAUCCUCUGCCUGACACUAUACGGAACUUCGACAUUGGUUCUAAUACGCUGUAUCUUCCGCGCUGUCGAGACUUUUGAGAUGUUCGACAACCUCGGCUGCACCGAAACUUGCGGGCCCAUCCUGAGCAAUGAGUGGUACCUGUUUGCCUUCGAGCUGGGACCCAUGUUGAUUUUCACAUUUUGGAUGAAUAUACUGCACCCCGGCCGCUACCUGGCUCGCGAAAAGACACGCUAUCUUGGACUUGAUGGUCGCAUUGAGCGGAUGGGACCUGGCUGGAAUGAUCGGCGGGGUUCGUGGAAGACUUCUAUCGACCCAUUUGAUUUUCAGGGAAUGAUGAAGGGGGAAGUCUCCUAUGACAAGUACUGGCUGAGAUCCGAGGAGUGGCCUAUCUGCAAAGACGGUAGCUUUGCCGAGGGAACUGCCUCGAAUGUGAAGUCGUUCCAGCCGAAUAAAGAGAAUGUUCUGUCCGCUUCUCAGGUCUAG
Penicillium canariense is the source of this 1059-nucleotide messenger RNA. RefSeq lists its product as uncharacterized. The transcript has 2 exons. The record is from RefSeq and is a predicted model, not a curated record. Gene Ontology annotation, cellular component: membrane. Bases 1 to 1059 code for a protein of 352 amino acids. Lineage: Eukaryota; Fungi; Ascomycota; Eurotiomycetes; Eurotiales; Aspergillaceae.